GAAAUAGUAGAAAGCAAGGCCGUUAAAAUGAAAGAGAAUAAUUUAAUACAAAUCAUUCGAUUAUAUUUAAAGGAGCGAGAAGUAAGAAUAUUAACUACGAAAAAGAAUAGUAGAUUAAAAGCACCUCCUUAUUUGAUCUAUCAAAAAUUGAAAGAACAAUUUGUGCCCAAACCAGCGUAUUCUGAAAAAGAAUUCAGCAUAAACAUCAACAAUAAUAUACACAAACCCAAAUGUUAUAGAAAAAUUGUUGCAGUCGAUUUAAAAACGUCAACUGAUCUUUAUUUGAAACGAAUUCGUGGUUUAAUUCCGUCGCUUAAUCCUAAUUAUCCGCCACUUGAUCCUAAAAAUUUAUUGAAUACACCAAAUUUUGAAGCUGAAUUUGAUGAUGGAAUUUGGCAUGAAUACCUUAAAAAUGUGAAUCAAAUAUGCAAACAAGCAAAAAUAGAUUUGGAUUGGUUGGAAAUUUUAUCUACAUACAAUCAUGCAAAUUCUAUAAUUCAAAAAACCAAAGAAAUAAAAUUCGUAUUUGAUACUGACAGAGAAAAAAAACAAAUUACAAUGCUUAAAGAUUCCGUUCCAGUUUUAGCUUUAGAAGAGCAAGCCAAGAGGGCUGAAUUACAACGAAAGAAGAACUGUUUUAUUUUGAUGAAACUUUUGAUCGAAACAGCUGAAAAAGAAAAAAUUUCCAAUGAAGAUGUGCUUCAAAGAUUAAAAGGUGUUGGCUUUACGAUUCAUUAUUUGUCAAGAGUAAAAGAAAUAACAUUUAAUGAAUUAGUAAAUGCAAUUUUUGAUGAAAUUAAGAACGUAAAAAAAUAG
Molecule: messenger RNA, 816 nt
Organism: Racocetra fulgida
Lineage: Eukaryota; Fungi; Glomeromycota; Glomeromycetes; Diversisporales; Gigasporaceae
Source: the annotation of a GenBank genome assembly